Prorocentrum cordatum is the source of this 1347-nucleotide messenger RNA. NCBI's taxonomy places the organism in Eukaryota, Dinophyceae, Prorocentrales, Prorocentraceae. The record is from the annotation of a GenBank genome assembly.
GUCCCCCACCCUGCCGGAGGAGAGCGGGCGGGGCGCCGGGCGCGGGCGGCUCCCUGGCCUUGCCGCCCUCUCCAGGGUCGCCGCCGCCGCGGCGGCGCUGCUGACUAUCUCCCUGCUGCCGGCGGCGCGGCGGGCGGCCGGCCGGCACCCAGCAGGGGCCACGAGCGAUGCGGAGGAAGGCAUCGUGCAGGCGUCGGAGGCAGGGGACCCCACGCUCUACUGCUACCUCUUCAUCAUGCCGAACGGCAUGGAGGCCAAGCUGACGACCAAGAUGUACGAGAGGCAGAUCGGGCCGUUCGGCUGCGACGCCUACGACGUCCUGAGCAACGCCUCCUUCAACAUCGGCCAGGUUGUAACCACCGUGGUGCCCGGCAGCUUCUCCUGCGAACACGGCGGCAAAUGGGGCACCGCGCUCAACACAGAUAAUUUCAUCAGGGUAUGGCAGACGAUGGCGUCGCUGGGCCAGUGGCAAAGUUACGACUGGUCCAUCAAAAACGACGCUGAUGCCAUAUUCUUCCCCGAGCGUUUCCUAGACCUCGUCACCGGCCGCUCGGGCCUCAUGGCGGCCGUGCCGACGGGGCCGGUGUACCUCAACAACUGCCAGUGGGGCAUGCACGGCCCAGUGGAGGCCGUGUCUAGAGAGGCGAUGGAAAUGUACUUCCAGAGUGGCAGUACUGGCUGCGCCGACAUCCUCCAGCGCGCGAUGACGUCCGAGCUGCCUGCGGGAGCCGACGAAGCCGACUACUCGUUCGGCGAGGACCAGUUCAUGCGCGAGUGCCUGGAACAGCUCGGCGUGACGAAGGUCGACGCCAUGCCCCACCUCCUCAGCGAGCGUUACGCCUGCGGUGAGAGGCCCCAGGACUGCGGGGGCGCUAGGGUCACGUUUCACGCCUUCAAGAACGUCCCAGAGUUCAUGGUGUGCCUGAACUACGCGGAGGUCACGGGAGAGUCCUCCUGGCCGGUGUACCACAAGGCCUCCGACGCUGCCGUGGCGGCCUCCCAGAUUGGGUGGAUAUCGCCAGAAGACGCUGCCGAGGAUACGGGAGGGAACACCCAGGCCGCAGCCGUGGACUACCCGUCCGAGACCUGAGCGCGCGGCCUCCGCCACGCUGCGGCGGCGGCCUUCAGACCGGCUGGAUGCCGCCAGAGGACGCGCCGCUCGUGCUGCGCGGAGCUGCGGGACUGCCCGCCCUGAGGGCGCGGCUGGCCGGGCGCCGGGCGCGUGAGGCGCCCGGUGCUCCCGGCGCCUCCCGCUCCCGCUGCGCGCUACGCCCUUCUUCCCCGCCCAGGCCUCUGCACUGCCUCGGGCGGGGCCGCGCGGCGGCCCGAGCUGGCGAAGGAAAGUGC